This is a messenger RNA of Drosophila arizonae, 3682 nucleotides long. It is a transcript of the gene frm, whose product is annotated as farmer. Lineage: Eukaryota; Metazoa; Arthropoda; Insecta; Diptera; Drosophilidae. The record is from RefSeq and is a predicted model, not a curated record. Gene Ontology annotation, molecular function: extracellular matrix structural constituent conferring tensile strength. Gene Ontology annotation, biological process: extracellular matrix organization.
AUGUUAGGCAGUUAUAGAGUAGACGCCUAUCGAUAUGGCUAUGAUGUCGGAAAGACUGGAAACUUCCAUCAUGAGACGCGGGGCCCGGACGGUGUUACUUAUGGUUGCUACGGUCUGAUCGAUCCCUAUCAUCUGCUUCGCGCCACACAUUAUGUGGCUGAUGUACAUGGCUACCGCACGGUGGAGCCGGAGAAACCAGUGGAGACCUUCCCGCCCGGUCUAUACAAUGAGACGAAAGGUGGUCCGUCUAAGCCUGGCAUUCUGCUCCAGUGGGACCAGCUUUAUUUCCCCAUUGGCUGCGGCAAAUUCAUAGACGGUGCCGUUCCUGACAUACCCUAUUUCAUCGUGGAUGAAAACAAGCACCACACCAGUAGCUCAACCGGCUCCUCAAUUAGCAUUCCACCACUGAAGGGUGAGGCACAGAAGAGCUAUAAAAUUAUCAAGCAGGGACCGAAGGGUCUGUUCAAUACGGGCGAGGGACAUACCUACGAGGGUCCUGGCGAUCAAGCUCCGUCCUCCCAUUCGGUGGCAGCCCUAAGACCCGGAAGCGCAGGCGGCAAUGAUGGAAGGUACACACCAGAUAAUAGGCCUUACGAGCAUAUUGUGGGCCCCCAAGGCGGCCAGGGCGGUUUCGGCCCCAAUGGAGGAUCGUUUAGUCCAAACGGAGGCUUCGGUCCAAAUGGCGGACCGAACGGUCCGAAUGGAGGUUUCGGCCCCAAUGGAGGAUUUGGACCGAACGGACCAAAAGGUCCAAACGGCCCUAACGGCCCAGCAGGUCCUGCUGGCCCAAAAGGGCCCAACGGGCCACCUGGCCCCAAGGGACCUCCUGGACCACCCGGACCACCGGGACCUCUCGGCGUGGGACUGGGAGCCCCAGGAAAACCGGUAUAUAAGGAAGGCAAUCGUACUAGCAUCGGGGCUGGCAACAACAUUGGCGAUGGAGAUGCCAACGGCCCAGGUGGCGGUUCUGGCGUCGGUGACGGUGACAGAUACCGCCCUGGCGAUGGAGCCGGUCGCGGCAAUGGUGGUAAAUACCGCCCCGGCACUGGCUUCCGACCCGGUGACGGUGAUGCUCAUGUGGUCGGCAGUGGUUCCGGUCCAGGUCGUCCUGGCAUUUACCGUCCCGGCCAAGGUACCGGUGUUGGUGACGGUGAUACUACCGGACCCGGACCUCUGGGCGGAGGCGAUAGAAUCCGUCCUGGUGGUGGUGGCAAUAUCAUUGAUGGUAAUGCCUAUCGACCAGGUGACGGUGGUGCCUAUCGCCCAGGUGGUGACCUAAAUAUCGGGGCCGGCUCUGGCGGCCGUCCGGGCGGGGGUACUGGUGGCUACAGCGGCAACCAACCCGACAACAGUGGCGCCUAUACUGGAGACACCAAUACCGGUUUUCCUGGGGCAAUCAAAUACACAUCAGGUGUUAAUGAAGGAAAAUACUAUCAUGAUGAUUCUGGUAAAUAUGUGCAUGUUGAAGGACCCACUGGACCACCAGCCCCACCAUAUGUGCAUGUAGUUGGACCUGAGGGCGGCGUCGGCGGCAAUGGAGGCAAAGGCGAUGGCGGCGGUUUCGGUCCCAACGGACCCGGCGGACCAAAGGGACCUGGCGGACCCGGCGGACCACGCGGACCAGGCGAAAAGCUUAGCACACAACACUUUGGUGAUUUGACUGUCUCGGGCUAUGGUAUAAAUGUUAUGCAAAUUCUUAUAGGACCACCCGGACCUAACGGACCCGAUCGUCCAGGACCUAAAGGACCAUUCGGCCCACCAGGACCUCCCGGACCACCUGGUCCCACACGUCCAGGCCCACCCGGACCUCCCGGACCACCCGGCCCUCAACGUCCAGGCCCACCAGGACCACCCGGACCACGUCCACCAUACAAGCCAGAUGAUCCCAGAUAUUCGAACAAGGAUCCCGAGGCUUACCUGCCGCCAGUUGAGGGUAAAAUCGUCCCACAUCCACCAUCAAGCUCACAAGUCAUUCAACCGAGUUUUAAGCCACCAACUUUCAAGCCAAAUUAUGAACAUAACGAUAAUUUUGUGAUUAAGAAAGUGCCAACUACUAAACCACCACUAACCUAUAUUCCUCCUUCUUCCCCAAAUACCGUUCCUAUCCACGUUCCUGCGAAUCCCACACCACGACCACCAACCAAAAUAAUUACCACGACUCAACCAAAGGUCCCGGCUAUCACUAUUAAUACGGAAAGACCAGUAAAAGGCAUUACAAAAGUACCAACGGGUAAUAUAAUUACACCUAAGAUACCCACACAAGCACCCACACGCAGACCAACACCAGCACCGACACCGACACCCACACCAUACAAACCAAUACAGCCACAACCGCCACUCUUUGUCAACACUCCGAAGCCGGUGCCCGUGGUACCGAUCGAACCAAUACGACCAACGAUCAGUGUGCCGACAUAUAACCCAUCGACACCCAGGCCAUUUGAGCCAGCACCGACCUACAGACCGACUGCCCGACCACUCAUUUACAUUGAACCGAAGCCGGUGAAACCGGUUUACGUUGACCGAACGCCAAUCACCAGCAAGAAUGUAACUCCACGUCCCUCUCCCCCAUUGCAUGUGACGUCGCAACCGCCAAGCAGCGAAACCUGCGUUUGUAAUGCCGAUAAGCCGCACUCUUCAAAGCCAACCUAUACCUCCUCCACAUCCUAUCCCAACUCGAAUCCGGCCUCGGUCGACUUUAACAAACAAUUCACCGGCUUCAAUGGAAACCCGAAUUUCGGCAGCAUAAUGAACGCCAUGUCACUAACCCAACUGCCCGUCGUGCCACAGGCACCUGGCCUGCCGGCCUUCUACCCACCCGACAAGAUUCCUAAGGGUGCUGUGAUCGCCUUCAUGCCCGUGGUCAUACUGCCAGCGGAGUACUACGCCAAUUGCGAUGACAAUUCGAUUCACACGCCAAACAAAUAUCAAACUGUGGAUCCCUUCCCACUGGGCGUCCAGCCAGCCACGAUACCGAGCAGCUUCAGUGUGCACUCAAUUUUCUCAGGCGCCGGACCGAAGGAUCAAUGUAUGUGCCCAUGCUCCUGCACCCAGAAUCUGGACAAAUAUCACAAGAAACGCGAGGCUAAUCCAGCAGACGCACCCGAGGUGACAGCAACUGUUGAGGAGAACGUCAAGCCAGUGGAACCUGUUGCGGAGGCUUCCACGCCUGUAGAUGUCAAAGCUGAGGCACCAGUUGCUGCUGCUGCCACGCCUGUAGAAGUCAAGGUUGAGGCACCCGUUGCUGAGGCAUCCACGCCCGUGGAAGUCAAGGCUGAGGCAUCCACCCCAGCUGAAGUGAAGGUAGAGGCGCCCGUUGCUGAGGCGUCCACGCCUGUGGAAGUCAAAGCUGAUGCACCCGUUGCUGAGGCAUCCACGCCUGUAGAAGUCAAGGUUGAGGCACCCGUUGCUGCUGAGACUAAGGUGGAGCCUGUGGCAGAGUCGACAACGAACUAGACACACUACAAUUGACGUCUGAAUGUCUCCGAAACUCCCCUCAAAUGAUCCCAGUUCCCGCCUACCUCCCGCUCCCAGCACCACCUGUAAUCUCUGCACUACUCCCGCAAUCCGCAGUACCUCAACUAAUCCCAAUUGGCCAGUUAACCAGCGUAGUCUAAGUGUUUUUAUUAACGAGAUAAUACUCUCAGCCAGUAAAGGUUAAAAAAAAGAUGAAAGAAAAAACAUA